Messenger RNA from Melanotaenia boesemani (Boeseman's rainbowfish), 3168 nucleotides. Its product is annotated as cadherin-7-like. Gene Ontology annotation, molecular function: cadherin binding; calcium ion binding. Gene Ontology annotation, cellular component: catenin complex; adherens junction; plasma membrane. The record is from RefSeq and is a predicted model, not a curated record. The transcript is spliced from 10 exons. The coding region runs from base 66 to 2423 and encodes 785 amino acids. Gene Ontology annotation, biological process: homophilic cell-cell adhesion; cell-cell junction assembly; multicellular organism development. NCBI's taxonomy places the organism in Eukaryota, Metazoa, Chordata, Actinopteri, Atheriniformes, Melanotaeniidae.
CCUGUCUUCUGAGCGUGCUCUGUUUGACUGUCCUGCCCGUGUGGGAGGAGCCAUGUUACGGAAGGAUGAUCCUGAACUCCAUCAGGCUCCAUCAGGUAUCAGGUAGAGAAGAAAAGGGAGGAGGAGCUGAACCUAAACCACAGAUGAGGAGAAGGAGGAGCUGGGUCUGGAACCAGUUCUUUGUCCUGGAGGAGAUCACAGGAGAUGAGCCUCAGUACAUCGGAAAGCUCCACUCUGACAUGGAUAAAGGUGAUGGUCGGGUGAAGUACUUACUGAGUGGUGAAGGAGCAACUUCUAUCUUCACCAUCAAUGAGGACACUGGAGACAUCCAUGCUAUUAAGAGGCUGGACCGAGAACAGCAGGCUUACUACAUACUGGGAGCUCAGGCUCGAGACCGCAACACCAACCAGCUGCUGGAACCAGAAUCCCAGUUCAUCAUCAAGGUCCAAGACAUCAACGACAAUGCUCCAAAGUUCUUGGACGGCCCGUACAUUGCACACGUACCUGAGAGGUCUCCUGUAGGUAGUUCAGUGGUAACAGUAAGAGCAACAGAUGCUGAUGAUCCGACAUAUGGAAACUCUGCCAGACUAGUUUACAGCAUCCUGCAUGGUCAGCCGUAUUUCUCUGUGGAAACAAAGACAGGUGUGGUGCGGACAGCUCUACCUGAGCUGGACCGAGAGGCUCAGGAUCACUACCUGGUGGUGAUCCAGGCCAAAGACAUGAUGGGUCAGAUGGGGGGCUUGUCUGGGACCACUUCCAUCAUGGUGACUCUGACCGACGUGAACGACAAUCCGCCUCUCUUCCCCCGCAAGAGUUAUCAGUUCACAGUUCCAGAAUCGGUUCUGGUGUCAUCUGUGGUGGCAAAGGUCAAAGCUGUGGAUCUGGAUUUAGGUUCUAACGCUGAGGUGGACUACAGGAUCCUCGAUGGAGACGGACUCGGAAUCUUCAGGAUCUCCACUGAACCAAACUCGCAGGAAGGACUGAUCACCCUACACAAGACUCUGGACUUUGAAACUAAGUCCAGCUACUCUUUGCAUGUGGAGGCGUCCAAUCAGCAGGUCGACACCCGUUUCCUGUUGGGGGGUGCGUUCAGGGACACCACAACAGUUCGACUGCUGGUGGAGAAUGUGGAUGAGCCCCCGGUUUUCUCCCCCUCCAUCAGCUGGAUUGUGGUUUCUGAGGCGGCUCCGGUUGGAACAAAUGUGGGAUCAGUUUCAGCUCAUGACCCCGACCUCCCCAGCAGUCCGAUCAGGUACUCUAUAGACAGGAAUUCGGAUGUUGAAUGCUACUUUGACAUUGACAUCAUCUCAGGAAUCAUCCGGACCACCAAACAUCUUGACCGGGAGACUCGUACUUUGCACAACAUCACUGUUGCCGCCACUGAGAGCUUGGACUGGACUCAAGUGGGCCAAGCUGUGGUUCUGAUAUCCGUAACAGAUGUAAAUGACAACUCUCCAAGCUUUGCCAUCAACUACCAAACCUUCGUUUGUGAGAACUCCCAACCUGAACAGAUCAUUGAGACGCUGAGCGCUGUGGAUCCAGAUGAACCAGAGAAUGGACAUCACUUCCUGUUCUCUACAACAGCGGACGUGGCCUGGAACCACAGCUUCACUCUGAGAGAUAACAACAGUAAACAACAGAGCUCUCUCUGGAUAACAUUAAAAAACAGCCUGAUUUGGAUCCUCAUGAGACCUUUCUGUCUGUCCUCAGACAACACAGCAUCCAUCCUGACUGGUCAAAGUGGUUUCCUGCAGCAGGAUCAGCCUGUCUAUUUCCUGCCCGUGGUGAUCUCAGAUGGUGGCAGUCCAUCUCUCAGCAGCACCAACACGCUUACAAUCACAGUUUGUGAAUGUGACAUCCAUGGAAACCACCACCGCUGCAGGCAGGCGGUAUCACUGUUUCCCAGCGGUCUCGGCACUACAGCUGCUGUUCUCUCCUGUCUCCUAUCUCUUCUGGGUGUUGUCAUGGUAACUGUUAUCUUCAGAUGCAGGCGGAGGGAGUUACUGACGAUGGAUAAUGAGCGAGACAUCCAGGAAAAUGUUGUUCGUUACGACGUUGAGGGAGGAGGAGAGAAAGACACCAAGGCCUUUGACAUGUUUACUCUGAGACAUCUGAACCAGAUUAAUCCGGUUCAGGCCACCGAGCAACCGGAGUCUAUAACUUAUGAAAACAAGCUCUUCCAGGAGUUCAUCAGGGACCGGCUCCUGGAAGCAGACCUGGACCUGACAGCACUUCCCUUGGACUCUCUGCAGAACUACGCCUUCGAGGGCAGCGGGCUGUUGACGGUGUCGCUCAGCUCUCUGGACUCGGUAGACUCAACAGAAUCUGAGCAGAACUACGACUUUCUGGGGGGGUGGGGCUCAAAGUUCAGCAAGAUCGCUGACCUUUAUGGACAUCAUGAAGGGGGUAGUCGGGUCUCAUAAUCCUCCCACCAAAGGUGUGUGGGUGGCAGGACUGUUUCAUAGAACUAUCUACACUGGAUCUCAGAUCAGCUCUCACACUUAGAGAUUGUCUAAUCAGAAACUGUCACUCUGCUGAUUGUGAAGAAAUCCGACCAAUCACAGAACACCGUGACCCUGCUCCAGUUCUGUUUGCUGACUCAGUUAUGAUCCAGAUCAGUCUUCUGACGUCUGGUGCUCUGGCUUCCAUGCCGGUCACUGAUGGAGGUCAGAGCACCGCUCAGGGGAUCCAACCACCUGAAUAGAUUCAAACCUGGAGUGAAGGAGAUAAAACAGCACAGCAGAGGUCAAAGAAACUAUCUCCCACGGCAACAGGCAGACAACAAUUCAAUUCAAUCCUGCUUUAUUUGUAAUGUGCCAGUUCACAACAACAUUAUUUCAGGGCUUUACAGACAAAUCAGUUAGAGCCAAUUCAUGAGCAAUAACAGCCAAGUGAAGGAAAACCAGCAGAUUGCUUCGAAUCUUGACUUCAAUCUAAUCCUCCACCCUGAGCUACAAGAGGCCACAGUGGAAAGGAAAACCUCCGGCAGGACCAGAACCAGGGAGGAGAGUCAGCUUCUGGACCAGUUGGGAUGGAGAGACCAGGAAAGAGAGACCAGCAGUUUUUAUCCAGGAAGACCUGCUGAGAGGAGAAAAACAUUAAUGAUGCCAAUACUGUUUCUACGUGGAGGAUGGGGAGCAUAGAGAUGAAGAAGAAGAGCCCAGUGCA